UGAUUGCAAGUUUCGUGUUUGUUUGGAUCAAUCUCUGUUGCUGUUUGUUCUCUCUGGAAUAGGCUGUUUAUGUGUAGAUGCUCAUUUCUCUUAACUGCGCAUAAAAAUUUUAAAAAUGUUUCCCCCUAAAAUAAGUGGUCCAGUUAUGAUAUGCGUUUUAAUUAUAUCUGUGAUAUUAAGUACAGCUGUCUGUCAAAUAGAUAAUGAAACUGAAACUAGUACAGGAUCUGCUAAGGAGGUUACGGUAGUUCAGCCUACAACUGUAAAACCUGAAAAUGUUUCUUGUGAAAGUCACAACAAUGACUGCAAAGGUUGCGUCUCUAAUUCAAAUUGUUAUUAUUGUGAAACUGAUGGAGUCUGCUAUUUUAAAAUAACAAAAGUUUUGACUGAUGAUAAAUGCAACUUGAAGAAAAUUCAUUAUUUAACAUGUAGAGUCAACUUUCAGUAUCUGAUGAUAAUCAUUGGGGUAUUUGCUGGAAUAGCACUGUUGAUUGUAACUAUAUGUUGUUGCUAUUGUUGUUGUAAAAGAAGAGGGAUCAAAAUCUCGAAAGAUGAUUUGAAAUGGGCUCGACAGCGAGAAGAAAGGAAGCAAAUUGCUGCCGAAAGGAGAAAAGAAAGAGCUGAAAGAACUGAAGAAAUUCGCAAAAAAUAUGGUCUUGUGAAAGAUUCAAACCCGUAUCAAAGAUUUGAUGCAUAAGCAGUAAAAAGAGAAAAAGAUGCUAACUGUUUGUGGUUUCUGGAGAAAGUGUGGUGUUCCAUCUGGUGCCUUUACAUUUUGGAAUCCAUUCGCUUUUUUAUUAUUCUGAUAUUUAUGUAUUUUCGUACAUGUAUGUGCUGUGAUGGUUGAUAUAAUUAAAAGCUUUUCCCCUCUUUACUGUCUGAAAAGUAAUGAGUAGCAGAUAUCAGUAUUUUCCAUGUUUUCUUUAUCAUGUUAGUACUGUAUCUUCUCAAUGGUCUGAAUUUUUUUUUUGUAAUCAUCAGUAUUAUAUUUUACUGAAUGAUUAUUUUGAGCUGUGAAACUCUUAAUAAUGUAAUUUACAAUUCAGAAUUCUGCUUAUUUUUGUUAUAGAUGAUUCAUUAUAUUUUCCUUUUAUUUAGACUGAGAUUUCAAUUUUCUAUAGUAAGAAAGAUAAGUUUUUAUUUUUGAUAUUGAAUAAAAUUAUAUAAAUUUUCUGUGCCUCAAAUUGUAAACAAAAUUUUCUAAUUACAAGCAUAAUCAUCAAUCAUCAUCAAUAAUUAGAAGAUGAUGGAAUAUUUCUUUUGUAUUGUCUUUUGUAUUUUUUUCAGUAUAAUCUUUUGAAAUUUUUUUUGGAUGUAGUGAAUAGUUAAUACUUCUGGAUAAAAUCUAUGCUUAUGUAUAAUUCAGUGUCUUAUGGGGUGAUAAUACUUUUUGAUAAAUAUUAUUGCAAUAAGUAAUGAUAUUUAAAAGUAUAGUUUUGAAUAAUAUAUGCAUUCUUUGUACUGAGAGCUAAAAGAGAUUUGAUUUUUAAAGAUUUAUAUAUUUUUAAUAUACAAUAUUGGGUGAACAGUAGCAAUACUUUACAUUGUUAAUAUAUUUCAAGAUUUUGUAUGUGCUGUAUGAUAAUCAGUAUUUUAAAAUGCCGAUGAUUUGUAUUAUGUUCUAUAAAAUGGCGGAAUUGUGAGCAUAUCAUGUUAAAAAUUUUUUAAAAACAUCUUGAUUUUUAUCUCUGUAUAAAACAUCAAAUCAUUGUAAUUUCAAAUCAUGCCUUUUUUAAAUGUAUAAAUUUUAUAUUAUUCAUAAUCAUUCUUGAAGUUGUAAAUAUAGUGAAGUAUUACUACAAUCAGACAACUUUUUGCUGUAUUAGAUUUCCAGAUAAUUUUUAAAAAAUGUAUUUUAAAAUAUGAAUGAAAAUAUCACAUUUAUGCAGAAUGCAUUAAUUUAAUUAUGCAUUCGAAUUAUUGCAGGUAAUAAUUAUAAAGAAGGCCAUAUGAAAUUUUUCAUGAGCACUGAAUAAAUAAACAAUGUGACACCUACUUAAUUUUUCCUGCCAGUUUUUGCUCUAGAAAAUAAUUACGCUGUAGUUGACUUAAAAUUUUGUGUAUAAUGUGGAUGUUUCUCUUGUAAAUUCAGUAUACUUAUAUGUUUUAACAGAAAUGAGGAAUUUAAUUUUUAAAUCAUCAUUCAGUGUAAUUUACAAAGAUAAAGAUAAUUUAUAUUCUUGCUAUUAACUAAUCUAACAAAUUAUAUAAUCUUAAUUCUAUUUAGGGAAAUCAUUCCUAGUGUAUUCAAUAAUAUUGUAUAUAUUACUAAAUAAAUGCUUAUUUUGAGAAUACAUUAAUACUUUUUAUAGCACAAACUUUCAUUUUUCAAGCAGAUCUUUCUCAAACCUUUGAAUAAAUGUAAAAAUCGUUGGUAUUUUAUCAUGAAAAUCUUUCCUGACAAAGAAAAAUAUAUUUAAUUUAGCUUAGGUGCAUUAUAUUUAUUAUAGUGUUUGGUAUAUUAAUGAUACAUAUUUUUUACUUUUAUGUUCCAAACUUAAUAUCUGAAGUCUGCUUAUACAUUUGUUGAUUCAAAAAUUUUACCGAGUACUUAAAUCAUUUUAGGAUACUUAUAUUAACUUAUUUUGCUUUGCAAAACAAAACUUUUUUAUAAUUUAAUUGAAUAAUUUGAAAAAUUAACUACAAUAAAAACAACUUCUUGCAUAAAAUUGUUAAUGUUUUGUUUCCAUUGGACAUUUGUCAAUUUCAAGAAAACAUACUAAUCAUUAAGAUGUAUUCUCAAAAAAAUUCUUUGGGAUUGCUGAUUAUUAGAUAUAGUUUUUAUCUAUUCUUAUAUGGAUGUGAUAUUCACCAUAUCUGCUGUCAUUCUUAUCCUAUUUGUUGUAUAUAUAAUUGCAACUUUUCUCAUUUAUAUCUAUUUGAAUUUUGUUAAUUUAUAUGAAUUAGCUUUCAGGAUUUGUAUUUUGAUAUUAAAAGGAUUAGGAAUUUUAGGUGUAUAUAUUAGCAAAAGACUCUUUGAAGGAUUUUAAAAUGUAUGUGUUGAAAUUGAGCGAAAAAUUGUGUAAAGUUUUGUACAGUUUUCACUGAUAAAUAAAUGUUUGUAUUCAUUCUGCCA
Molecule: messenger RNA, 3076 nt
Organism: Argiope bruennichi
Lineage: Eukaryota; Metazoa; Arthropoda; Arachnida; Araneae; Araneidae
Product: pituitary tumor-transforming gene 1 protein-interacting protein-like
Exons: 7
Coding region: 116-697 (193 amino acids)
Biological process (GO): protein import into nucleus
Cellular component (GO): cytoplasm; nucleus
Source: RefSeq, a predicted model, not a curated record